AUGAUGCUCGAGCUGCAGAGCAGCGAGGACAUCAGUGGUCACAUGGACCCACCAAGCGCUGAAGAGCUGGAGUGUAAGAUCUGCUACUGCGUGUACAACCUGGGCAGUCGCAGGCCAAAGGUGCUCGAGUGCUGCCACCGUCUGUGCUCCAAGUGCCUUGCCAAGAUCCUGGACCUGGGCGAGUCGCCCCCCGACGCCCUGGUGUGCCCGUUCUGCCGCUACGUCACCAGGCUGCCAGGAGAGGCGGUGAGCGGCCUGCCAGAUGACUGCAACCUGGUGGCGAUGCUGGCCCUCCGGAGCAGGAAUCAGAGGAACCUUCACUUCCACCAGGACACCACUCCGGAGCUGCUGCUCAGCCCCCGACGCCUGAGCUCGCUGAUGGGGGGAAACCCAGCUGUGAUGUCCUCCUCCUCCUCCACCUCUUCUUCCUCCACCACCUACUCCACCAUCCGGAGCUCCCCCAACUUUGUGGUCAUCACCAUCAUGGAGCCUCCGCCGGCGUCUGCGUCCACCCAGGAUCUCCACCUGCAUCACCACUCCCUGGGCUCUCAGGGCUACCGCUCAUCCAGCCUGGACUCGAUGGCAUCCAUCACACAGCGGUGGACGGUGUGGAACUGUGCAGCGCUGCUGUGCCAGACUCUGGCCCGGGCACUGGUGUGGGUUCUGGGGCUUCUGUACUUCAGCUCGCUGCCCAUGGGGGUAUACCUGCUCAUCAUGCAGAGGACGACGCUUGGGGUUCUGCUGGUGAGCCUGGUUCCCGCCAGCCUCGUCAUGAUCAUGGUCUACGGGUUCUGCCAGUGCAUCUGCCACGAGUUCUGGGACUGCAUGCCGCCAUAA
This is a messenger RNA of Stegastes partitus (bicolor damselfish), 837 nucleotides long. It is a transcript of the gene rnf182, whose product is annotated as ring finger protein 182. Gene Ontology annotation, cellular component: cytoplasm. Gene Ontology annotation, molecular function: ubiquitin-protein transferase activity. Gene Ontology annotation, biological process: protein ubiquitination. The record is from RefSeq and is a predicted model, not a curated record. The coding region runs from base 1 to 837 and encodes 278 amino acids. The transcript has a single exon. NCBI's taxonomy places the organism in Eukaryota, Metazoa, Chordata, Actinopteri, Pomacentridae.